This is a messenger RNA of Leucoraja erinaceus (little skate), 1981 nucleotides long. Its product is annotated as protein lin-28 homolog A-like. Gene Ontology annotation, molecular function: nucleic acid binding; zinc ion binding. The record is from RefSeq and is a predicted model, not a curated record. Bases 118 to 876 code for a protein of 252 amino acids. The transcript is spliced from 4 exons. NCBI's taxonomy places the organism in Eukaryota, Metazoa, Chordata, Chondrichthyes, Rajiformes, Rajidae.
GUGCGAGAGGGAGGGAGGGAGGGAGCGGGUGGGGGGUGGGGGGAAGAGCGAGGGAAGAGAGAGGAUUAAGAAAUCAGUCCAGUUGGAAGAAGCGGAGGUGGUGGCAUCGAGACCGGAAUGGGAUCCGUUUCUAACCAGCAAUUUGGAGGAACCGGGAGAAGCUCUGACCAGGAUCUCGGGGACUCCCCUAAGGCUGCCGUCUCGUUCGGGACCGGUCAGUGCAAAUGGUUCAACGUCCGGAUGGGAUUCGGUUUUCUCUCCAUGACCGGCCGGGACGGAACCCCGCUGGACUCUCCCAUCGAUGUCUUUGUCCACCAGAGCAAGCUGCACAUGGAAGGCUUCCGCAGUCUGAAAGAAGGAGAGCCAGUGGAAUUUACAUUCAAGAAAUCCUCCAAAGGUUUGGAAUCGAUACGGGUAACAGGUCCAGGUGGCACCUCUUGCAUCGGGAGUGAAAGGAGGCCUAAAGGGAAGAAUGUGCAAAAGCGGAGACCAAAAGGAGACAGAUGCUACAACUGUGGCGGUUUGGAUCACCAUGCGAAGGAAUGUAAGCUAGCCCCUCAGCCCAAGAAGUGCCAUUAUUGCCAAAGUAUUGGCCACAUGGUGGCCAAUUGCACAGUCAAAGCUGCCCAGCAACAGCAAUCUGCCACUUCUCAGGGAAGGCAGGAGAGCAAACCGACGACCGGCCCAUCGGCCUCGACACCCUCGCCGACCAUGCCGCACGAGGCGGGAGGGGAAUACGUCACCGACCUGCUCCUGGAGGAGACGGGCGAGCACUUGGAGAAGCUCCUUCCUGAGAGUACGGAGGGUGCCCUGCAGGAAGCCGCCGAGGAGCCAGGCAGGCCCGGCUCGUGUUUGCAGAAGAGAAAAAAGACCUGACACACCGUCAGUGCUGGGAACCAUUUCAGGAUCUAAAACUACCUCAGGCUCACCCUCUCUGCUGAGUGUUAAACCUAGCAGUUCUCCAAAACAAUCUAAAGACUUUGAUAUGAAUCCAACUUCUACUCAUUCUGAUCAUGAAUAGAAUUUGGAUAGAUAUUCUUCCAACAGAAAACUUUGUAGACAUUACAUUUCUUUUUCUCCCAAACCCUCCCCCCCACCAACCUCACUAUUAUGCCACCCCUCACCACACACAUCUCUGGAGGUUCAUUUCAAUUCAUUUAACGUUAACAAUUUAUUUUCUUCAUGUCCUUUUUUCCAAGGAGUAAAGAGCAAGAGGUUCAUUCUUUUUUCCCCAUCCAAUUUCUCACUUUAACCCCCCACCCCCCAGGUAUUGUUAGCAAUGGUUAGACUAGCUGACCAUCUUUUUGACCCUUCUGUGGCUAACAUGCACGGUAUUCUAACUAUCAACUACCCAACAAUGGUUCCUUCACUCCUGGUCGGUCCAUAAACGUCAGCCCAUGGACUUUAGUUCCCCAAACACAAUGUCGCAAUGAAGAAAAGCUGACGCCCACUUCAUGACUUUCAAUACACAACAACAUGCCUCGCACAAUUGGGCGUCCUCGUGUCCGGGGUGGUUAUUUUCCAUUUAACGGGAAGCUUCGUCUUCUCCUUAGAUGGACAAAUAUUGCCGUGCUCCACGUAACGACCAGACCUAAUCCUAUUUAUCGGUCAAUGUAUCGGUUGGUUUAACAACAUCACCAAAGUCCUAGAGCCACAUGAUAGAAUUGAAACAUGAGUAUUUCUUGACCCGACCAUAAUGGAUUAAUAUAAAUUCCCCACGUUUCAAUGUUUCUUGUGCCCAUGGAUCUGCAACAGCCUGGCAGACCCACGUAACUAAUGUUAGGCCAGUGUUACAGAGAGGUAGUAAACAUCCCACGGCUGGGAAGGGACGAUGUGCUCCAGGACGCGGUACAUUUGGACUAGUUGUUACAACUCCCAACACAAUUAUCAGGAAAUAUUUGUCCAACUACACGCUGAAGACAUCUGACUGUAGAUUCUCCUUGAAUUGGCUGAACCAGGAACCGUCCCUCCUCUUCUCCCC